Monoraphidium neglectum is the source of this 273-nucleotide messenger RNA. RefSeq lists its product as hypothetical. The coding region runs from base 1 to 273 and encodes 90 amino acids. The transcript has 3 exons. NCBI's taxonomy places the organism in Eukaryota, Viridiplantae, Chlorophyta, Chlorophyceae, Sphaeropleales, Selenastraceae. The record is from RefSeq and is a predicted model, not a curated record.
AUGCAACCAGAGGUGGUCCUGCACACAUACAGCGGCGGCCUGCUGCCCUGCACCCUGGUGCGGCGGUACAAGCGCUUCCUUGCUGAUGUCACCUUUGACCGCGGUCAAAGCAGCGCGACGGGCGGCGCGUACCAAGGAGGCGGCGCGGAGCAAGGCGGUGGCGCGGCCACAGCGGUGGCGGAGACCGUGGUGCACUGCCCCAACACAGGCCCGAUGACCGGCCUGCUGGACAGGUGGGCGGCGUGCGGCCCAGCCUCCGCCCCCCCCACCUGA